ACCCCAGCUGCACUGUGCGCCUGAGCUUAUAUAUAUCCCACCGUCGUACCCAUCUCUUGGACACAUCCAUCAACCCACCGCCACUCGCCCAACCACCACCACCGCCUUCUCCUUCCUCUCUCUCGCUCCGAUCAGGUGAUCGACCUCGAGCUGCUGCAUGCAUGGUCAUGGAGCCAUGGCGCCGCCGCCGUGAUGACGACCAGAUGGCAUCUUGAUAUAUACAUGCAUGUAUAUAUAAAGGAGGGCGUGGUUCUUGGAGGCUGAAAUCGAUCGUUCGUGCAUGUGCUGUUGAUUACUAGCGCCGCGGUGCAUGGAUCGGCGGCAGGGCAGAAAGCGCGGACGGGAGGAGGAGGAGGCGGCGCCGGCGCCGGGGAAGAGGGUGUUGGCGGUGGAGGCGGCGGCGGGGCCGGCGGCGUUCGAUGAGGUGACGUCGGCGGGGGUGGAGUGUGGUGGGGAGGAGGAGGAGGGGGCGUCGUGGCAGCGGCCGCCGGGGGUGUUCGAGUUCCCGUGGCAGAAGUGCCGCGGCGGGCUGGGCGUCGCCGGCGGCGGGGCGGCGUCGGAGCUCCGGGACGUGUUCUUCCGGUCGCUGGUGGACGGCCGCGCGGCGGCGAUCGGCGUCCCCGGCGACCGCCUCUUCCCGCCGCCGAGCAAGCGGGCGCUGUUCGACGACGUGGACGCGUGGCUCGCCGCCGCCGGCGAGGGCGAGGUGGACCCCGUCUGGCGCUCCGUGCUGGAGGGAGCCGCCAGGCCCGCCGCAUGACGCCAACGUGUCGAGCCGGGAGGUGCCGCGGGCCCACCUGGCAGCCAGCAGUGCUGUGCUGACGUGGCAGACUGGAGAGGAUAGAGCUCCCUGAUAGGAAGUGAACGAUGGUCCAUUUGAUGAGAUCAUCUUUUUUUUUUUCCCUUCUCCUCGUCUUUUUGAACGCCUUUUUAGUUUUCGAAAAUUUAUAGUUUUGUAGGUUUGGGGUUUUACAACCCCUGUAAUGAAAAGAACUGAAACCAUAUAUGUGAUGAUCGAUGGAUGGUUAAUUAGAGAGUAAAAACUGAAUCCUUGUUUGGAAGAUGUAAAUAUAUUUGUUUUAAAAAGGACAAAUUUAGCCUGAAACAACCUUCAA
Oryza brachyantha (malo sina) is the source of this 1115-nucleotide messenger RNA. RefSeq lists its product as uncharacterized. Bases 311 to 760 code for a protein of 149 amino acids. The record is from RefSeq and is a predicted model, not a curated record. The transcript has a single exon. Lineage: Eukaryota; Viridiplantae; Streptophyta; Magnoliopsida; Poales; Poaceae.